Messenger RNA from Mya arenaria, 5130 nucleotides. RefSeq lists its product as uncharacterized. Bases 77 to 2530 code for a protein of 817 amino acids. Lineage: Eukaryota; Metazoa; Mollusca; Bivalvia; Myida; Myidae. The record is from RefSeq and is a predicted model, not a curated record. The transcript is spliced from 20 exons. Gene Ontology annotation, molecular function: protein binding.
CUAAGAUGGCGGCUACCGUAAAGAUUAAAGUACACUGAUUACAUUUUCGGAUAUAAAAUCAAUCAAAUCAGUAAACAUGGCAAUGGAAAAGUUAUAUGCUGUAAGGGAUACCCACACACGAUCAAUAACAGCUCUUGGUUACAACCCUGCUCGACGUGAAAUUUUAAUGGGCUGUGAGGAUGGUGUGAUAAAGACAUGGGAGUCGGAGAGCGGGAAGCAGGUGUCUGUCACUUGCGAACACAAGGGUUGGAUCACAGACUUCCUCUAUUGGACAGAGACUAAGUUGAUGUUAUCUUCUGCCAAUGACAGAAACAUCAUAGCUUGGGCUCCUGGUGGGGGAAUACAUGACAGAAUCACAAUUGGUGUUCCUGUAUACUGUAUGGCAAUAAAUCUUCGUCGCUUUCAACUUGUUUGUGGUGUUAAUGGUGGUAUUCGUGUUUAUGCAUUAGAUGAAAAUAAGGAGUCAGGUCAUGUGAUCAACUGUAACCGUGUGUUGUAUGUGGCGAAGGAGCACACUGACAUUGUUCGUUGUAUCAUCUGUACAGACACACGCACAUAUUCUGCGGGAUAUGAUCAGCGACUUAUUAUUUAUGACUCAUCCUUCACUGGGGAUAACAGUUUGGAAGCAAUAAACAUAAUCAACAAUGCACAUGAUGCUGGAAUAUCGUGCCUUCUUUUAGCAAAGGAUAAUGAAAAUAAUUCCUGGAUAUUGACUGGUUCAUUUGACAAGAGUGUAAAAAUCUGGACGGCUGAUGGCAAACCAGUCCACAAGCUUGACAACUUCAUAUCAACUGUGUCUGGUAUCUGCUAUGUUCCUCGCAACAAGACAGUCUGGGUGGCUGGAGGGUCCUCAUACGCCAGUCUGUUUGACCCAAAAUCUGGGGAUAAUGUAUCCGACUUUAUUGGGACAUUUCAACAGCAGGAGGAGGAGAAGUAUCACCUCCAGAUUCUCAAGUUCUUCCCAGAACUAAAUCAGGUUGUAGCUUCCACCAGUCGGAGACAUCUCAUUGUGUGGAAGUACAAUCCCUCAGGCUGUGUCACUGCUUUGAAGUGCAAAGUAGCACUGGAAAGCCUUUGUUAUACUCGUAAGGUGCCCAUCCUGAUAUUCAGCGGGGACCAUGAAGGUGCUAUUGUCAAGUGGGAACGGAUGCAAUCAAACCAUUUCAUGUACAGUAAGGAGGCGUUUGUGGUGAGUGACUCGAAGAUCAAAAAGAAGCGAAAAACUGGAAGCAAGAAACGUGAGUUGAUGCUGGAACAGGAACUCAGUGAUAAACUCAACAACAUGUCCAUGAAGACGGAGGAGAUGAACAAGGCCAACAACAAGAACAUACAGAGCCACUACGCUUUCAACAAACCCAUCAUACCACCGGCGUCAACCCAUAACCACCCGCACACAACCAUCCUGCGAUGUCUGUUUGUGGAGAGUCUUGACAUCAUCCUGGCUGCAUCGGAGGACACAAACAUUUAUGUGUGGGGUUUUGAUGACCAGGCAGUGUCAGUGCUGCAGGACAUGAAGCCUCUGGACAUGGAGACUCUAGUCAACAAGUACAGCAUCCUCCUAGACUCUGACUCCGAACUCCUUCCGCAAAACACCAAAGAUGGGGAGAGUGAUUCCGUGACAAACCGUGUUGCCGGGUUUGUGUGUAAAUAUGUGUUCUGUGAGCAUGAAUCAUGUGUCACCAGUCUAGUCGUCAUAGAGAAGGAAAACAGCCAAGACUCAACUUACCUUUUAAGUGGUGGCUGGGACCGGAGGAUCUGUAUCUGGGACCUGGAGGCUGGCAGACUUCAUGAUACAUUCCGGAACACAAGUACCCAUUCAUGUAGCCAUGACAACAUGGAGCUAGCAUGUGAUGGUGACAUCAUGGGCAUGGACUACAGCCCUAGCAGACGGGAGUUUGCCUAUGCGUCUAGUGACAAGAUGGUGUACAUUCGUAAGUUCUCAACCACCGGUUCCAAAAUGACCUUGGUGAACACACUUCAAGGUCAUGAUGCAGAGGUCACAUGUGUUUGUUGGAACACUAUCCUCACCAAAUGGGUCACAGGUUCUGAUGAUGGAACCAUUCGCAUAUGGUCUGGUUCUGGCUUGAAUGAGUGUGAGCAGAUCCUGUCAGCACAGGGAGGGGUCCACUGUCUGUGCAUGGACAAGAUAAAUGGGGCCAUCGUUGCAGGCAUACAGAAUGUGAUCCGAGUGUACGACCCAGAGUUCUACAGGCUCAUGCAGACUAAUGUAGGACAUAGUGACGCUGUCAGAGACAUCAUUCACAUCAAAGAAAGAAACCAGUAUGUGUCAUGUUCAUGGGACCAGUCAAUUCGUGUAUGGAAUGCCUGGAAAAAGCAAGUGAAACGUAAGGACCCAGAGGAGGGAGGGGAAAACAAGGGAGACAACAAGAUGAAGAAGGUGGAGAUCUCCCUUGAGGAAGAGGAGGAGGAAAAUGAAGAGCAAGGUGAGGAGGAGACAAAUCCUGAAUCACCUCCUCCAGAGGAGAGUGAAAGUCAAGCGGGAGAAUCAGGGACAACUGGCCAAACUUGAUUGAAUUGGGAGUAUAUGGUCCAAAAAAAAUGUUUUUAAUUUAAAUGCAAAUAAUGUCAAAAUAUUCAUAUUGUUAUGUAAUAUUACAGUUCCUUUCAUGAUGAUUUUUCUUCAUGAAAAUGACUGGAGCAUCUUUUAAACAUAUGGACAUUGAUACUCAUUCAGUGCUAAGUUAUGUUCCUGGAAAUGAUGUGUCAAAAUAAUAUUUAGUUAUCAGGUGAAUAUGUAAAUGAAUCUCAAAUCAAUGCCAUUUGAUUUAGAUGUUAAUGUUCAUGUUUCAGUGAAUACAUGUAGGUGUUAGUUUGUUAUGUCUCCCACAUAGGGAAAGGAGACAUUGAUGUUGUUCAAGCCAUCUGUCUGUCUGUUAGAUGAAUGGAUGUUAUUAGUUUGUUUGUAUCCCCAAAACUGCUUGUGGGAGUUUAAUGAAAUGAAUGAUAAGUACCAUGCCAAGUUCGCUGCAAAUCUCAAAAACUGCUGGAGGGCUUUUGAUUAAACUUCAAACGAAUGAUAAGUACCACAAUUAAUUGUGCAUUGACAUUUGCAUGUUCUGCUUGUGUAUUUUUAACAGAGUUAUGGCCCUUUGAUGUUUUACAUAUAGUGAUUUUUUUGUUAAUGGAAAAUCGCUCAAACUGCUAAAGGCAUUUUAAUGAACAGGAAUAAUAAAUACUGAGUCUAGCUGUCCAUUAUCAUCAGCAUGUUCGACUUAGGUAUGAUGUAACAGAGUUAUGGCCCUUUUUUAAAUGUAGAGAAUAGUGAUUAAUUUGUUUGUGGAAAAUCUCCAAAACCACUCCAUAUAUGUAAAUAUGGAAUUCUUCUUUAGCAUAUAGUCUACCUCCAUAUUAUUCAUUACAAUUAACUCCUUUUAUAUAAUAUUUGUUUUAAAUCAGAAUAAAGAUGUAUUUGUGUCAUAGUCACAUUUCCUGGGAUUCAAACCUGAAUAUUAAUAGUUAUUAAUUAUUAUGGAUUAUACACGUGUAUACAUUGAUUGUACCCACAAAUGCAUUUAUAUUUUCUGAAGCACUUGUUUUAUUUAUACACUGAUAUGAGUUUUUUGAAGAUAGUGUGAGCAAGUAUUUACUAGUUAUAUUCAUAUGUUGUUGUUUUUUCUAUAUAGACUAUUAGGUAAGUCUUGUUGCUCUAUAAUUGUUCUGUUUGUGUUUUUGAUGUUUUUUAUGUUUAUCGUUUCUUUGUUUGUUUUUCUGCAUUUUCCCUGUUGUGUAUUUAUUGAUUUUAUGUAUUUUAACAAAGUUUGAAAAAUUAAACUUUGCGGGAGUCUGCUAACACAAUGUUAUGAGCAUAAUUACAGUGUAUGUUGACUUAUUCAUAGUUUGAAUUUUGCUCACAAAGUUGAAGAUUUUCUUUCCUCAUUUAACAUGACUUAUAGGUUAAGGGGUAUACCUCUGAACAUUUGUGUAUCAAAUAACAAUAUGAUGUGUUGUUAAACAUGGCUUAGAAUUAGUUUCUUCUUUGGUUGUUAUCUUAUUGCUUAUAGGUUAUCUUUUAGACGUGUGCCAUUUAGAUAAGUGAUAUUUGAUAACAUGUUAAAUACCUUAUAUAAGGUAAUCAAUAUUAUACCUAGUAUUACUUCCAAACAGAAACAGCAUUUCAAAGGAUAUCAAUUUCAAUGUGAUAUUUUAUACAUGAAUGGUGCUAUUGAAACUCUCACCUCCUGUUCUAGAGCGUGCACUGCGGCUAUAUUUCAGCCAUCUUGCUGCUGGAAAUGGACACUGUGAAGAAUGGACUAAAUUACUGGGAAAACUGGCAAGCUUCACUCAUCGAUUAGUGAUUCCGUUACAUAAUAUGUCUGUAUAUAAUGUACAUAGGAACAAAGGUGUAACAUACAUAUAUAUAUGUAUAAGCAUUAUCUAUAGAGACAAUUAUCCAUGUGAAUAUUUAAUUUAAUAUAAUAAACAUAAUGUAUGCAUUUUCUUCAAGAGCAUUUAGUGUGAUGUAUCUGUUUUCUAUGUCUUAAUGCGAAACCAUAUCAUAUGACUGUGUAUUUGUUUGUGUGUGAUCAUUUGAAAAUCAAAAAUGUUCAUUCAUGUAUCAUCAUUAUUUUACUGUCCAUAAGGCUCACCUUUUAAGAAGAAAUCAAAAUCAAUCCUUAACUAGUAUGUAAAUAGAUAUCUCUAUUGAAAACAUCCCUUACAAUAUACAGUAUGGUGUGUAAGGAAACAUAUGUAUGUAAUGAAUAGAUAUCAAGACACAUUAUUUUUGUACUGACACUUUAAUUUAUUUAAAAAAAUAACCAAGGUAAUAAAUAAAUAUGUAUAGUAUUCUAUACAUAUAGGUAAAGUUCAAGUUUACUAAUGUCAUUUUUCUUUCCUCUAAUGUUAUAUAGCUUGAAAGAAUAUAUCUUUAUAUGAGAUAUAACAACAGUCCUGAACAUAUCCCUCAAAAUUGUUAACUUCAAUUGGCAAACAACAAUGGCAGGAAUGUUAAGGGUAAGAAAUUUAUGAGCUGAUAUCUACAUUUAUAAUUCAUUAUGUGAUAUUUCACUUCAUGUUUUAUGCAGAUUGUUUUCAACCUUCAUGAAGAUGUUAUAAAUUGUUUGUUAGAUGUAUUUAAAUUAUUUAUUAAAGACUUCUUUUAUUCAUGAU